This is a messenger RNA of Ictalurus punctatus (channel catfish), 3695 nucleotides long. RefSeq names its product GTPase IMAP family member 9. The coding region runs from base 959 to 1657 and encodes 232 amino acids. Gene Ontology annotation, molecular function: GTP binding. The transcript has 2 exons. The record is from RefSeq and is a predicted model, not a curated record. Lineage: Eukaryota; Metazoa; Chordata; Actinopteri; Siluriformes; Ictaluridae.
UACACCCAGGAAAUGACACCAGUCUAGCAUUAUAAUGCUUAUUUACACCUAGGGGUAAUUCAUCUUAGCCAAUUAACUGUUCCUGUAAUAGAGGAAACCAGAAAACCUGGAAAAAACUAGGGGAGUGUAACAAUAGGAAACGGAAGGUAGGAUCCAAGCGCAGAUUUUAUUAGAGCCCUGAAGUAAAAUCCAUAAUCAUAUAAACAGUCCAGGUCAAAACACAGAGAGCAAGCAAUCAGGCAGGCAGUCCAAAGGAGAAGACAAGAAUCCCCAAAAAUUCAACAUACAUAAAUCAAAAUAAGAGACCAAUCAGUUUAGAAAUGCAGGAUGGUAAAUGAACGCAAGACUUUGCAAUGUGUGCUAGAACCUCUGGGGGUUAAUAGUGUCUGUAAAUGAGGGACUGAUUGAUCUCAAGUGUGCUGUGUGAACUGGAAUUGUUAGCAUUUGGGCAAUAUGAACUUCUGGUGGUGGUUUAGUGGUUCUGGUGGUGUGGGGUGGAGAACGUUUAAAAUUUCAUACAGAUGCUCUGGAUCAAACACAAGACCCUGGAGCUGUGAAGCGAGACCACUCUGGCAAAUUUGCCACAGAAAUAAAUGUAGACAUAGAGAAUUUUAAAUGGCAUGAACCCUGGGUUCUUUACUGCCUCUGCUUAUAAGAAUUGCCCAAUGGGUGGUGCAGAUUAUAUGAUGACGUGUCACAGAGACAUAAAUUGGGUGUAAUCUUGAGCUUGACGCAUUUCAUUGUGGAAAGGAUCUGCAAAGAACACACCACAGCUGUACUGUCAUCUGGUCUAAACUACAGCUACACACAGGAGAGAUUCACGUACAAGCCGUGUGGUAGGCAGUACAGGUAUCACUCACAUUUGAGGACUACAUUAAAUGACAUCAAAUUAAAAUGGAAGGCGAGUACUAAACUCAAGUUUAUUAAUAUAACAUUAAAAUGUGUGUUCAUCUUCAAGAUGAAUUCUUGUUGGUAUGGUUCGUUUGCAGAGUUGAGGAUUCUUCUGGUGGGUAAAACUGGCUCGGGGAAGAGUGCUACAGGAAACACCAUCCUGAACGACAGAAUAUUUGAGGAAAAGCCCUCCUCUGGAUCUGUCACCACGCAGAGUCAAAGAGGCUGGAGGUCAGAAGGCAGGGCGAUCCUUGUAGUCGACACUCCAGGAUACUGUCACACAUCCUUGACUGAAGAAGAAGUUGUAAACGAAAUUAAAAGAGGGUUAAAGCUUUCUCUUCCUGGUCCACAUGUAAUCCUACUAGUGAUCAAACUGAGUGACAGAUAUACAGAGGAUAAAAGAAAAGCAGUUGCGUGGAUUCAGAAAUACUUUGGUGAAGAAGCCCUAGACUGCACCAUGGUUCUCUUUACUUAUGGGGAUUUACUCACAAAACCAAUAGAAAGUCAUUUGAAUGACUGCACAGAGUUGCAGAGGCUAGUGGAUCACUAUAAUGGACAGUACCAUGUUUUUAAGAACAUGCAGAAGGAUAAAGUCCAAAUCACUGAGUUUCUGAAUAAAACAGACGAGUUAAGAAAGAUGAAUGGAAACAAGAUAUACACUGGUCAAAACAGUGGGCUUUCCUUUACUAAUGUUUGUACUGGAGUGUUAGGAUUAGCAGCAGCAGCAGCACUCAUUGGAGUAAUUGCAUUAGCACAGAGUAAAUAAUUCUUUCCUUAUUCAGCAAAAAUGUUUUUCUCUCUCCUUUGUAUUUUUCAGUAUUUAACUAUAUGAUAUUACAAAAUCAGGUGUUUUCAUGUACAUAGUGUUUUAAUGGAACCUUGGUUUAAAUGGAACCCUGAUGUGUUUCCUUCCUUGGCGUGAGUCAACAUAGUCGUGUUCUUAUAUAUGAAUCAUUGUAAAUCUAUGGUGUUUUUUAAUUUAUUUUAAUUAUUGAUAUUUUGCAAAUGAAAUUUAAUGUCAUUGCUUUACUUUAUUUUACUAUCAAUUAGCACUACUAUUACACAUUAGGCCCACAGUACCUGUAUGUUGUACUUCAUUUAGUUAAUAAUAUAGUGCUAUGGGACAAGUGCAAUAUCUAGAUUUGUGUGCAAGAUGUCCAGCUGGGUCAUAUUUAAUGAGGAUUUAGGAUUUUACUUGAGCUACAGUGCUAGGAUAUGAAGGUCAUAGGCUGCUCUCUGGAUAGUUUCGAGGCAGUGGUGGAAAAGAGGACAGUCAACAAACUCAGCCACUCUGGACAAACAUCAUGUUUAUAUAUAUAUAUGGUAUGUCCCCUCAUGACACACCAGUUAAACAGUGGUGCUCCUCCAGUAGGAGACUCAUUCGGCCCCGCAGUUGAAAGGAGCGGUACAAGAGGUCAAACUACUUCCAUCCAUAUCCGUAUGUACUGUACAUUAUUGGCAAUGUUGCUGCUGCUAUAUCGAUAGAGUUUCUCCCCCUCUGCACUACCACAUCACACUGUAUUUGUUUGCUUUAUAUAAACUCAGUAUAAAAAGAAGAAGCGUCCUCUCACAUUCGACUGCUUUUAUUUCCAGCAAAUUUCUUAACCUGUGUAAAUAUUUGUAUUAGCAUAAAAAGAUUCUACCACUGAGACAUGAACUGAAGAAGUUUCACAGACGUUUGAGGAACAGGAAUGGAAUAAUGAGUCCCUGAACAAAGUGGAGGUCGAUAUCAGAAGGAACAGCCAGUAUCUGGUGUAACCUCCAGUUGCUUUAAGUUCUACAGAGCAUCUCAUCCUCAUGGACUGCACCAGACUGAUCAGUUCUUGCUGUGAGAUGUUCCUCCACUCUUCCACCGAGGCAUUUGCAAGUUCUUUAUCAUGUCUGGGGAGGACACAUGGCUACAUGUAAUUUUCCACUGCGAGGACGAUUAGCUGUUCUUCCUGUAGCACCGUCUCAGGCGUCUUACAUUACAGACAUUACAGUUUAUUGCUCUGGACACAUCUGCAGUCCUCAUGCCUCCCUGCAGCAGGUCUAUGGCAUGUUCACGCAGGUGAGCAGGAACCCUAGGCAUCUUUCUUCUGGUGUUUUUCAGAGUCAGUAAAAAGGUCUCUUUAGUGUCUAAUGUCUCUAAGUUAUUGUAACCGUGACCUUAAUCACCUCCCGCCUGUACACUGUUCGUGUCUUAAGGACUGUUCCACAGACCUUAAUCAUGUGUUUAUGGUUCAGUGAACAAGCAUGAAAAACAUCAUUUAAACCCUUUCCAAUAAAGAUCUCUAAAGAUUAUUUGGAUUUUACAAAAUUUUCUUUAAAAUACAGUCUCCUGAAAAAGAGACUUUUUUUUUCGCUGACUUUAUGUAUAUUCUUUUGUUCCAUUCAUAUAUUAUAAAUUACUUUUAGUAUACUUCUAACUUUCUAAGCUGCUGUAAUAGAUGCAUUACCAAGCCUUUAUACCGUGCCUGUUUAUUCUGGAUUUUGACUUUGCUCAUGUUUUCGACCUCGUCUCUUUGCCCUGCCCUGUUUGUACUGUUUGCCUCCGUCACUCCGCUUAAUUCCACUACCAUCCCUCCCAUCAGCCUUUACUGUUCCAACACGUGUCUUCUCACCGUGUGGAAUAAACCUUUUCAUUCUACAUCCGAAGACUAAAUUUCUGCAUAUUUAAUAUAGUUGAUUGUAAAUGAGUGUAUAUUUUAAAUGAGUGUACAUUUUUGGAAAAGAUCCAGUACAAAACAAAAAGUUUCACAUGCUGUGUUUACUGUAAUGAGGCAGUGUGUAAUUCUGUAUAAAACAGUUAAUAAAAUGAAAUA